This is a messenger RNA of Fundulus heteroclitus (mummichog), 3141 nucleotides long. Its product is annotated as polypeptide N-acetylgalactosaminyltransferase 5. The coding region runs from base 383 to 2698 and encodes 771 amino acids. The transcript has 10 exons. The record is from RefSeq and is a predicted model, not a curated record. Gene Ontology annotation, cellular component: Golgi apparatus. NCBI's taxonomy places the organism in Eukaryota, Metazoa, Chordata, Actinopteri, Cyprinodontiformes, Fundulidae.
CCGUCCAAUCAGAGCGCUGACAAAGUAAAACUCAGUCGCUACGUCCUCAUACAAAACUAUGUGUCUGUUUAAGAAGCUGUGAGUCGGAGAGACAUCGAGACAAAAGAGGCUGAGGUGAGUGCUUUGUUUCCCCAACUUGGACGGGUUUGUUGGCGUCCCUCGUCUCGGAGACGAUGUUUCCGGGUGGCUGGACGUGACGGGACCGGGACGGCAUGGAGGGAUUAAAGCCACUUUCUCGCCUGGCUCCGUGAAAUUACAUGCCACGCAGGCGCGUAACUUUCUCAAAGUUUACGCAGGAGGGCUCCGCUUCAAGAAUGACACUUUGACACGUGUUGGGUUGUUUUAGUGUUCAAACACCAGGUGGUGGGGGGAGAAAAGAAAAAUGAUGAAGGUUAGGAGGUACCUGCGGGGCAGUGGGAGGGUGCUCGCCUUCGUCUUUAUCGCGUCUGUCAUUUGGCUCCUGUUCGACAUGGCAGCUCUGCGCUUAUCCAUAAACGACGUGAACAGCCAGCUGCUGAGAGAGAGGGUGAACAGAGAGAAGGAGAUCAUGAUGCUGAAGAAGCAGCAGCAGCAGCAUGUUUGGGCCACACAACCAAAGAGGAGGGGGUUCAAACACCCGGUGGAGAGGGUGACACGUCCUGGCAAAAUCCUGCAGAGCCCCAGCAUCAAGCUGGAUGAAGUCUACAGGAACAAACCAGAUCCAAAGCUGGAGAUCAAGCCAACCAAUCAGAGACACGGAGGUCAUGUUGUCAAAAACGACAGCUCCAAAUCUUCGUCUAACCAAAACAACGGAGGAAGCCUUCUGGGGAAGAAGGCUGUGAACCUAGAUUUGAACGUGGCAGUGGCCAAUGUCACUCGCAAAGCUUUGAAGAAAGAGCUUGACGAAUCCCCUCCGCUUGCACGCAAUCCUUCAGACAACCAGGAUUCAAAGACAAAUGAGAAGGUCAAGGUGGAUGUAGUUAAGAGUGGAGUAAAAGUGAGUCAGCCUAAUGGUGAGGAGGCACACCCUGUUAAGACAAUAUCUCAGCAAACGCACGUCAGGGAUGCCAACGGAAAGAAGAAGGAGGAGGAGGAGGGGAGGCCCAAUGCCGGCCCCCGAUGGGGAAACCACUCCAGCGCUGUCAGAAAACCGGGGGUCCACAAAGUGCUCCCUCUGGACGCGACCCACGCGCCCAGAGACCCCCAUGCGGUCGGGCAGUUCGGCCAGGCGGUGCUGCUCCCUGGCAGCAGAGACGCCGAGGUGAGGAGGAGGUGGGACGAGGGCCACUUCAACGUCUACCUCAGCGACCAGAUCCCGGUGGAUCGCGCCGUUCCCGACACCAGGCCCGAAAUGUGUUCGCAGAGCCUGGUUCACGACGACUUGCCCACCACCACCGUGAUUUUCUGCUUCGUGGACGAGGUGUGGUCCACGCUCCUUCGCUCGGUGCACAGUGUCCUCAACAGGUCUCCACCUCACCUCCUCAAGGAGAUUAUUCUGGUGGAUGAUGCCAGCACUAAAGACCACCUGAAGGAGCAGCUGGACGAGUACAUGUCGCAGUUUCCCAAAGUGCGAAUCAUUCGUCUGAAGGAGCGCCAGGGCCUGAUCCGAGCGAGACUAGCUGGCGCUGCUGUUGCCAAAGGUGAAGUUCUUACCUUUCUCGACUCGCAUAUUGAAUGCAACGUGGGUUGGCUGGAGCCGCUGUUGGAGAGGGUCUACUUGGAUCGUAAGAAGGUGCCUUGUCCGGUUAUCGAAGUCAUCAGCGAUAAGGACAUGAGUUAUCUGCUCGUCGACAACUUCCAAAGAGGAAUUUUUAAAUGGCCGUUGGUGUUUGGCUGGAGUCCGGUACCAGAGGACGUCAUUAAGAAGAACAACAUGAAGGUUACAGAUCCAAUCAGGUGUCCAGUUAUGGCAGGUGGCCUUUUCUCCAUCGACAAGAAGUACUUCUUUGAGCUCGGCGCCUAUGAUCCUGGUCUGGACGUGUGGGGCGGAGAGAACAUGGAGAUUUCAUUCAAGAUCUGGAUGUGCGGAGGAGAGAUCGAGAUCAUCCCCUGCUCCCGCGUGGGACACAUCUUCAGAGGACAGAAUCCCUACAAAUUCCCGAAGGACCGGCAGAAGACCGUGGAGCGUAACCUGGCGAGGGUGGCCGAGGUCUGGCUGGACGAGUACAAAGACCUUUUUUAUGGCCACGGGUACCAGCACCUGCUGGAUAAAAAGGUCAUCGACAUUGGCAACCUCACAGAACAGAUUGAGCUGAGGAAAAGACUCAAAUGCAAGAGCUUCAAGUGGUACCUGGAGAACGUGUUCCCGGACAUGGACACUCCUGUGGUCAAAGCCGAGGGCCUGAUCUUCAAUCGUGGCUUGAGAAAAUGCCUUGCCCUGCAGAAAGACUCUUUGUCCUUUGAGAUCUGUGAUCUUAGCAAAAAGAAUCAGCAGUUUAAUUACACCUGGAUGAAGAACAUUCGACACCACGACCUCUGUGUCGCUGCCCAAAACGAGGGCAGCGGCUUCGCUUUGGUGCCAUGUGACAACUCCAAACGUGAACUCCGCUGGUUCUACAAAACCUCCGACUCAGCUCUGACGGAGCAUCUCAUCUCGGAGUUUGUCGGCAACCACAUGUGCCUGGAAGCAGAACCUCGGGACGACUCUCUUCGUCUACGGCCGUGUCAACCCAGCAGUGUCUUCCAAAAGUGGGAGUUCACACAUCACUACGUGCGAUGAUGAGCUUUUAAAAUGCUCGGUGGAAACACCUGGGGGCUUUACAGCGUGGACUGUGGUCCACCUGACAGAACUUGACUGACUGGAAGAAGCAGUUCAGUGGAAGACAUUUGCAUGAAUAUCAGCUGGUGUGUGUGUGUGGGGGGGGGGUGUUUUGUAAGGCAUGAAAGCUAAUAUUUAACAGAGCGUUUUAAAAAAAAAAAACUGGGAUUAAAAUGGAUAUCUGUGGAAAAGUUCCCAGUUUAAUGGUUAAAUAGUGCCUCAGAGUUUGUUUCUUUCUGGAUUGAAUGACAAGCUUUUUUUUAAAAAAAAAAGUCGUGGGUUUCAACAUGUUGGGAUACCUUAUGCUGCUUUUUUGGGAUUAAAUGCUUUAUCUUUUGACUGUUGAUUUGAUUUAAAUACCCUGCAUGGUGUGAUUUCUUUUUUUAACACUAGGGGGAAGUGUU